AUGCACAGAGAGGCCCCACAGAGUCAGGUAGGCAGCCUGCUCACAUGCCUAUCCCUGUCCCCGCGGCGAGCGUCUGCAUCCUCCCUGUCGUCUGAGUCCUCUGAAUCUUCGGAUGCAGGGCUCUGCAUGGACCCUCCCAGCCCCAUGGACCCCCAGAUGGCGGAGCAGACGUUUGAACAGGCCAUCCAGGCAGCUAGCCGGUUCGUUCGAAGCAAGCAGUUCACCAUCCGCCGCUUCCAGUCCUUGCCGGUAAGGCUUCUGGGCCACAGCCCUGUGCUGCGGAACAUCACCAAUGCCCAAGCGCCUGGCAGCUGGAAGAAGAGCGAGGCUCAGGACCAAACGGCCCACAGCUCCGAGGAGGAUAAGGAGAAUGAUGGAUUUGUCUUCAAGAUGCCAUGGAAGCCCACACAUCCCAACCACGCCCGCGCUCUGGCUGAGUGGGCCAGCCGCAGGGAAGCCUUUGCCCAGAGGCCAAGCUCGGCCCCCGACUUGAUGUGUCUCACCCCUGAGCGGAAGAUGGAAGUAGACGAGCUGAGUCCCCUGGCCCAGCGCUUUCCCCUGACCCCCACCAGGGGGGUUCCCGAAGAAGAUGACGGGUUUGUGGACAUCCUGGAGAAUGACUUAAAGGACGAUGAUUCGGUUCCUCCAGGCAUGGAGAGCCUCAUUAGUGCCCCGCUGGUCAAAACUUUGGAAAAGGAGGAGGAGCAGGACCUCAUCAUGUACAGCAAGUGCCAGCGGCUCUUCCGCUCUCCGUCCAUGCCCUGUGGUGUGAUCCGGCCCAUCCUCAAGAGACUCGAGCGGCCUCAGGACAGGGACCUGCCCGUACAGAACAAGCGGAGGAGGAGUGUGACCCCUCUGGAGGAGCACCAGGAGGCCGAGGAACCUAAAGCCCGUGUCCUUCGCUCCAAGUCCUUGUGCCACGACGAGAUUGAGAACAUCCUGGACAGUGACCACCGUGAGCUGAUUGGGGAUUACUCGAAGGCCUUCCUCCUACAGACUGUGGAUGGGAAGCACCAAGAUCUCAAGUACAUCUCACCAGAAACGAUGGUGGCCCUGCUGAUGGGCAAGUUCAGCAACAUCGUGGAGAGGUUUGUGAUUGUGGACUGCAGAUACCCCUACGAGUAUGAAGGCGGGCACAUCAAGACUGCUGUGAACCUGCCCCUGGAACAGGACGCUGAGAUGUUCCUGCUGCAGAGCCCCAUCACACCCUGUAGCCUGGACAAGAGGAUCAUCCUCAUUUUCCACUGUGAAUUCUCAUCUGAGCGUGGGCCCCGCAUGUGCCGUUUCAUCAGGGAGCGAGAUCGCACCAUCAAUGACUACCCCAGCCUCUACUAUCCUGAGAUGUACAUCCUCAAAGGCGGCUACAAGGAGUUCUUCCCACAGCACCCGACCUUCUGUGAACCCCAGGACUAUCGGCCCAUGAACCACGAGGCCUUCAGGGACAAGCUGAGGACCUUCCGCCUCAAGACCCGCAGCUGGGCUGGGGAGCGGAGCCGGAGGGAGCUCUGCAGCCGUCUGCAGGACCAGUGA
Messenger RNA from Pipistrellus nathusii (Nathusius's pipistrelle), 1530 nucleotides. NCBI's taxonomy places the organism in Eukaryota, Metazoa, Chordata, Mammalia, Chiroptera, Vespertilionidae. The record is from the annotation of a GenBank genome assembly.